UGACAAAGCAACAUCUGUGACGCGUAACUGGAGCUGGGCGCAGUGAGACUUCUUUCUGAACCAUGGACUUCAGCAAAAUCGCACUCUACAUUUUGUUGCCGAUUGUUCUUCUGUGUGUCUUUUCGCUAUGCUGUUAUUUUUGCAAGACUAGGAAAAGGGACUCAUUUCAGAGCAACAGCAGCCAGAGGGAAAAUCAUCCGUUUCAACAUACCAGGGCGGCCGUUACCUCAUCCCCGUCUUCCGGUAACACCAGAGGUUCCCUAAAUCGCUCUCCGUCAUUAUGCGUUGGAAAGAAGACUGACUCUCCGACUAGGCAUGUUCCCCAGCGCUCUUUUAUAACGUUUUAUAGGAGGGAUGACGGCACCGACAACUAUGAAGAGACCCGGUCCUGCGAACUAAAUUCUCCUAGAGAGUUAGUUCAAGGAAAUUACUUUUUCCAGAGUGAACCUCCGGCAUAUCUCGCACCUCGGGUCCCAUCUACAGAAAACCCUCAGAUGAAGUCCUCAAUUCGAGUAUCUUGCGCCCCUACUCCAGGAGGACUUCCACCUCAGCCUCCUACUCCAGGAGGACUUCCACCUCAGCCUCCUACUCCAGGAGGACUUCCACCUCAGCCUCCUACUCCAGGAGGACUUCCACCUCAGCCUCCUACUCCAGGAAGACUUCCACCUCAGCCUCCUACUCCAGGAGGACUUCCACCUCAGCCUCCUACUCCAGGAGGACUUCCACCUCAGCCUCCUACUCCAGGAGGACUUCCACCUCAGCCUCCUACUCCAGGAAGACUUCCACCUCAGCCUGCUACUCCAGGAAGACUUCCACCUCAGCCUCCCACCCUAGGAAGGCUUCUCCCCCAGCCUCCUACCCCAAGAAGGCAUCCCCUCCAGCCUCCUACCCCAGGAAGGUCUCUCCCCCAGCCUCCUACCCUAGCAUGCCUUCUAUCUCAACCCCCAACCUUGCUAGAUAUUCCACCACAGCCUCCAUUCACACCAAAGCUUGGUUCUAAGACUCAGCUCUCGCCUGCAGAAAAACUCCCACUACCUCCUCGUAGCCAACCGUCCCCGAGACCUGAGAGGCACGUAAUCGCCAACGGAGAUGGCACUGCGAGAAUUGUAAUUGUGUUUCCUUCUGAGCAAGCCACUGAGACUCCCCAAUGGGCACGACCCAUAACGCAAGCAUUUCUCGAAAUCAACAAAAAUAUCGAAAUCAAAUUUAAAACAUGUGCGAGAAUGUGAGGAUGCCCUUAGAAGUUACAGCCAGUUUGUUAUUUUUGUUACUGUUAUUGAUAUUAUUAUCAUUAUUAAAAUCAGUACAAAAAUAAUCUGUAGACGGUAACGCCUCAGAUAAAGGAAGACUAUCGCGGAAAACGCCGCUCAGUGUUCCCAAUUUUCAGCUCUAUCUACCCGUGGAUACCGAGGUGAACACAAUGUUUCUCGGGGGUGUUGAGGGGCAGAGCCUCCCUCAAGCUUCCCCUCGGGCAGUCACUCCGAGUCGGUCGCUAGAUUGUUGAAUCAAAUUUGUGACGUGGAGUUUGAUGCAUUCGUAAGGUAAAAAUUAAUUUAUUGUUGUUGUUGUUGUUAUUAUUAUUAUUAUUAUUAGUAUCAUUAGUAGUAGUAUCACUAUAAUUAUUAUCAUCAUUACUAUUAGAAUUCCAUUGUUAUUAGUAUCAUCAUUACUAUCUUUCUUAUCUUACAUUUUAUCGAGGCAAAGAUGCACUUGACAGGUUGGUUAACUGAUGCGACGUUAUAAAGCAUACUUAUUUGACAGUGGACACAACUUCAUUACAACAAUUUGAAAUUAAAUUAUGUUAAUUGGAUAUGCUACAUUAGUUUAUCAUCGCCAGCCUUAUAAGUACACCUUCGCUUACAGGAAAGACAUGACAGACAAGGAAAACUGGAUAAUUUUUUUUUUUUUUUUUCUAUGUAAAGCCGCGGUGAUUUUGUCGAACUUUCUUUUCUAACCUUAAUUCAUUUCAAUUAUUAUUUGUUGUGUGUUAUUCUGUACCUUUGAUUGUUAAUCCACUUUAUAGAUCUUUAAUUGUGAUUAGAAAGAACCUUAUAUAACAGAUUUUUUUUUUUCAAAAUGUUACAUUACUUUACAAGGAAUAAACUAUGCUUAUGGUAUGUUUUGAUAACCUUUCAAUUUCCUUUCUCAACGAAAAGGUGAUCGAAAAUUAAACCAGAUAUUUUCAUCUUAACUGCCAUUAAUUUUAUUCAUCAAUGAAUCAGUCCCUGCCAUAGUCAAAUAUUUUUUUUUGUUUUGUUUUUUGCCGUAUCAGAGCCUGACGUUGGCGACCAUGUUUAAUUUCAUGGUUGUACAAGGGAGUGUACGAAGGUGGUUUCCCGUUGCCUUCCUUCGGGUGAUUGAAGAGUUAACCAUCUCGCUUACCAUUAGAUCCUCUGCUUGCAUUUCUGUAACCAUUGUCUUUUGGCGUCGUAGCUCUUCCGCUGAUCGUGUUGCCUCUGCACCGUGAUCACCCGAUUGGAUGCUCUUCCUAAUCAACCGCGGUUCGGUGCUAUUAACACCUGUAUCACGGCGGCGACUUCCCCUACGACACCUA
Penaeus chinensis is the source of this 2554-nucleotide messenger RNA. Its product is annotated as formin-2-like. The transcript has 3 exons. The record is from RefSeq and is a predicted model, not a curated record. NCBI's taxonomy places the organism in Eukaryota, Metazoa, Arthropoda, Malacostraca, Decapoda, Penaeidae. Bases 63 to 1229 code for a protein of 388 amino acids.